Molecule: messenger RNA, 495 nt
Organism: Exophiala spinifera
Lineage: Eukaryota; Fungi; Ascomycota; Eurotiomycetes; Chaetothyriales; Herpotrichiellaceae
Exons: 4
Coding region: 1-495 (164 amino acids)
Source: RefSeq, a predicted model, not a curated record
AUGUCUGCUCAGAAGCGGAUCACCAAGGAGCUGAGCGAGUUGACAACAUCACCACCCGCCGGGAUCACCGUGGCAUUGGCGGAUGAGUCGGACCUGUACAAAUGGGUGGUGACAAUGGAAGGACCCGCGGGCUCUCCAUAUGCUGGCGGCGUCUUCACCCUCAACCUCACCCUUCCCACAGGCUACCCCUUCAAGGCACCAACCGUCACCUUCGCCACGAAGAUCUACCACCCAAACAUCAGCAAUGACAGCCCUCCCAACAGCGGCACAAUGUGUCUCGGAAUGCUCAAGGACAGCGAGUGGAAGCCCAGCACCAAGAUGGCUGCCGUCUUGGAGUUUGCCAGGCAGUUGUUGAAAGAACCCAAUCCGGACGACGCGGUCGAAGCCAAAAUCGCCGAACAGUACCGUGACGACCGCGCCAGCUACGAGAAAGAGGCCAAGGAAUGGGUCAAGCGUUAUGCCACCACCUCCGCUUCCGGCAACAACAAGAAAUAG